Molecule: messenger RNA, 219 nt
Organism: Peronospora belbahrii
Lineage: Eukaryota; Oomycota; Peronosporomycetes; Peronosporales; Peronosporaceae
Source: the annotation of a GenBank genome assembly
AUGGUUGAAGCAACGAAGAAUAAGAUUGUCGGGAAUCUGGUAUCGUCAUGCUGCUUCGUAUAUAUAGGCUUCGCGUCAUUUCCAAGUGGCUGUCGAGGUGACGACGUGCUUGACAACCAACCAGCAGAUCCAUUAAACUUUAUGCUCACGUUUUCUAUCCGGCCACAGGAUCUCAUGAAGUGCGUGGCAUGGCGUCGGGCAUCGUUGCCUAUAGAUUAA